Penicillium cosmopolitanum is the source of this 753-nucleotide messenger RNA. RefSeq lists its product as uncharacterized. The transcript has 6 exons. Lineage: Eukaryota; Fungi; Ascomycota; Eurotiomycetes; Eurotiales; Aspergillaceae. The record is from RefSeq and is a predicted model, not a curated record. Bases 1 to 753 code for a protein of 250 amino acids.
AUGCGCUCUGCUUACGCCUUAAGUCCAUUGGCCGCCGCAAUUGGCGCCGUGGCUUCGCAGCCCGCUGAUUCAUGGGUUUUUGGAAACAGCCUGUUCUACCUUGGCCCUCCCUCGGGCAACUCCCACAUCACCAAGGCCACUUACUCCAUCGUGCCGCCGUCUGUUCCCUCUGGAGCUAAGUCCAAUGCUGACGACGAGCCUUGGGUUUCUGUUUGGGUCGGAGCCUCUUCCACUGCCGGCGACCAAGAUGCCAACCUGUACCAGCCGAUCUUCAACUGGUGCCCCGACCAGGAGUCUCAGGGCUGCCCUGCGACUGCUCAGGAGUGGUGUGUUGCCGCCAGCACCUAUACGCCAUCUGGUCAACUUGGACAGGCCUAUGUCACCGUUCCAAAGAGUACACAGGUGGACUUUGAAAUUGCCGUCGUCAACAGCAAGGUUGUUCAAACUGUCACCAUGAAUGACAAAAUAAUUUCCAAGGAGUCGGACGCUCUCGAUGCUCCCCUCCAGUAUCUCUACUCUAGUAACGAGUGCUACACCGGUGCCGGUUCCUGUGGUUCCGUCGAUGGAUGGAAAAUCACCAACCUUACCGUCACUCUCAGUGAGGCCGAUACCAGCUUUGACAGCGUCAUGAGCCUAGACAGUGUCACCGAUGCCGAGUUCAAGUCCACCGAUGGUGGAAUUACUUGGCACACCGACCGCAUCACGGUUAACACCAUCGACUUCGACAGCUCCGAUGACACUCAGGUCCAAUAG